AUGUCAAACGCACUCUCUGACGCGGAUAAGAUCCGCAAUAAGCGCCUUGCGAAACUUUCCAACCCAGUCCCCUCCUCUGGAGACGGCUCAUCAGACUCUCCCCCGAACUCCGCUAUUUCCUCCCCCUCACAUUCGCCAAUCAGUGGAUCACGUCCGGCAUCACCGUCCAAUGCACAGACCCCUCAGCGCUUUGAAGGAAAGAGGAUCAAGAUCACACCUACUACUCCUGCUCCGGAGCGACCGCGCUCCACUGCGCCCUCCACACCGGGGACCCCUCCGCCCUCAAAAAUGGAGACUAUUGAGACAUUCGAAGACCGGACUUUGAGUGCUGUCUUCAAACUUACAUUGAAAGAGGAGGGCUCCCGAGACCUGUACAGUCAAAGAGUUGAUCUUCCUGGGUUGCGUGCAGAGCUGAAGAAUGAAGGUAAAGAACUACUCCUUCGCACAGCGUUUUUGGACCAAGCACUUUUAGAAGCUGCUUCCAAGGCCGAGAAAGGCCGUCCCUUAGACUACCUCCUGCCAUGUUGGAAGCGGAUCACAAAGUUGCAUAAGGGAUUCCGACGUACAACAGAUGAUGAUCCUAAAUUCCAGGUCCUCUGUGAGGCCCGUCGGCUUUGCAUGAGUUACUGCAUUUUUGGAAUUACCAUGCCAGAAAUGUUCGGCCUUGAUUCACCAGAGCGUUCCACACUGGCACCAUACCUGCUGUUGGACCCAGAGGACGACAGAGGCGUUGACUUUGAAUUCAUUAGCGAGGCAGUCAAGCGAUCUGUUCCAGAUCAAGAUGGCAGUGUUGAAGAUAGCUCUAUCAAGCCCGCUUUCAUUGCUGCUGUUGAGGAACUCAGUGCAGGUCUAUCUAAAAUGGACAUUAAUGAUGAUUACAAGCCUUAUUCUAUGGCAUUGCGAAACCUUGUUCGCCAUUCACACAUUGCUGCUGCAAUUACCGAAUCGGCCAUCUUCAACUCGUCAACAGAUCCAGCACAGUUUGAGAAGGUCACUCUUUUGGGGCCAUGGUUCAGUCUUUCGCCGUUGCAACCCAACAUUCCAUUGUCAUAUUUCUCAAGCCCCAAGACUCGGGACCAAGCAUCUAUCUUGAACGCGCAGCGGUCUCUUCGAAUGACACAGCAGUUGAUUAGCUCCGACCUGCUGGAUGUUAUUAACCACAUGAUUCGUGCCUCACCAGACGCCAGAAACCGAGUGCUGGACUGGUUUGCAACCGUUUUGAACAUCAACCAUAAACGUCGAGCUAUGCAGGUCAAGACCGACGAGGUUACCUCGGACGGGUUCAUGUUCAACCUCACAACUUGUCUGGACCAGCUUUGCGAGCCGUUCAUGGACGCCUCCUUCAGCAAGAUCCAUCGCAUUGAGGCAGAAUAUCUUCAUCGGAACCCCCGAGUUGACAUGCGGGACGAGACCAAGAUCAAUGCAGACCAGCAUGAAUCAGAUGCCUUUUAUGCGCAAAAGGCCGAGGGAUCAACCAACUUUAUCACGGAUAUCUUUUUCUUGACGGUGGCCGCCCAUCACUAUGGCAGUGAAUCGCUGACCUCCAAGCUUGAACAGCUUGACAAGGACGUGCGACAUAUGGAGAAUGCCAUCACACAAUUUGAAAAUGAUGAGCACCGGUACUCCGGAAACCCAGUACAGAUGCGAGUGUUUGAGCAAACACUGAAGAAGUACAAGAACGAGGUCGACCGAGCGAUGGCGUUGAAGUACAGUCUUCAAGGUGUACUGUUUGAUGACCAAUGGCAAGCACGCUCAAUGUUUUUCAUGCGCUAUGUGACAGUCUGGCUCCUGCGACUAGCCUCGGGUGUGGAUUUCCCCAAACAGAAAAUCAGCCUGCCUCUACCCGAGCAACAACCCGAGGUUUUCAAAUGCUUGCCUGAAUACUUCCUGGAUGAUAUUGUCAGCAACUUCAAAUUUAUCAUGUGGUGUUUGCCACAGAUCAUUACUGCUACCCAAGGAGAUGAAUUGGUCAUGCUGUGCAUUGCCUUCUUGGAGAGUUCUACCUACGUUAAGAACCCAUACCUUAAGGCUGGACUCGUUUCCAUCUUAUUCCGUGGUACAUGGGACCGCCCUGGAGGUGCCCGUGGUGUCUUGGUCGAUCUUCUCAACUCCAUGUCCUUUGCCAAUGAGAAUCUUCUCCAUGCCGUUAUGAAAUUCUACAUUGAGGCAGAGCACACCGGCACUCACACCCAGUUCUUUGAUAAGUUCAAUAUUCGAUAUGAGAUUUUCCAGAUUAUCAAGUGCAUUUGGCCCAAUACCCUUUACCGGGAGAAGCUGUCCAUCCAAGCCAGCCAGAACUUGGAUUUCUUUGUCCAGUUUGUGAAUCUGCUUCUCAACGAUGUGACUUACGUGCUGGAUGAGUCCUUUGGUGCUUUCAAGACCAUCAAUACCACCCAGCAGGCAUUGGCCCGAGAAGGCCACACAAUGGAUCCUACCACACGAAAAGAGCAAGAAGAGAAACUGGCAAAUGCCCAACGCAGUGCGAAAUCUUACAUGCAGUUAACUAACGAGACGGUCUCGAUGCUCAAGCUUUUCACUGAUGCCUUGGCUGAUUCUUUCACUAUGCCGGAGAUUGUUCAACGUCUGGCUGACAUGUUGGACUACAACCUUGAUGCUAUGGUGGGGCCGAAGAGCUCUACCUUGCGUGUUGAUAAUCUUCAAGAAUAUGGAUUCAACCCCCGUGCCCUUCUAAGUGAGAUUAUCGACGUGUAUCUGAACUUGAUGUCUAAACAUAAUUUCAUUACUGCUGUUGCUCGCGAUGGCCGAUCAUAUAAGCCAGCGAACUUUGACAAAGCGGCUGAGAUUUUACGCAAAUGGUCUCUCAAGUCACCAGAGGAGCUGAGGCGCUGGACCCAACUGCAGAAGAAGGUUGUGGAGGCCAAGGCCAUCGAUGAACAAGCAGAGGAGGACCUGGGCGAGAUCCCCGACGAGUUCCUGGAUCCCCUCAUGUACACCCUGAUGGAAGAUCCAGUCAUCCUUCCCAGCUCCCGCAUGACAAUGGACCGUGCUACUAUCCGAUCACAUCUGCUUAGCGACCCCAAUGAUCCAUUUAACCGUGUCCCAUUAACCAUGGAGGACAUCAUAGCUGACACCGAGCUCAAGGCGAAGAUUGAAGCGUUCAAGGCCGAAAAAACGGGACGCAAGUCCGCAUCAGAGCAGAUGGAUACCAGUGUUUAA
Molecule: messenger RNA, 3177 nt
Organism: Penicillium verhagenii
Lineage: Eukaryota; Fungi; Ascomycota; Eurotiomycetes; Eurotiales; Aspergillaceae
Product: ubiquitin-ubiquitin ligase UFD2
Exons: 6
Coding region: 1-3177 (1058 amino acids)
Biological process (GO): protein polyubiquitination
Cellular component (GO): cytoplasm; ubiquitin ligase complex; nucleus
Molecular function (GO): ubiquitin-ubiquitin ligase activity
Source: RefSeq, a predicted model, not a curated record